CGUAACGAUAGCAGCAAAAUCCGAGUGCUGCAAUCGUAGUCACAACCAAACCAAAAACAAAAAUAACGAACCCAAGAAAAUCUAAAAAAUAUACGAAAUUCUCACGCAAUUCGCCGGUAAAGAAUAAACAAAAAGGAUAUGAAAUUAUUUGUAUGUGGGAAAAAACAGAAACAAUUGCAUGCAAACGGCAAGUGUUUUCCCAGUGCAAACUGUGAUACCUAAAUAAACUUUAUAAUUGGUGAAUUAAUAAAUUGAAGCUUAAGGAAAAAGAUUAAAGAAAUAGCUUGAAAAAUGGAAGGGCUAAUUGCAAAGGAUUUUAUUUAGCGAAGACAGAAAAAGUUUUAAUGCUAAGCAGCAUGAUAAGGAAAAACUAAACAGAUGGCUGUUCAUAAUAAUAAAGGCGGACAACUUUUUAAUGGAAGCCUCCGGAACACGAAUAAUAACCAACACGAGGGAAGCAGCCUCAUCAGCAACAUGAUCCCCGUGAUGUCCGCGUAAUGAAAACGAAACUCAAAAAGUUGUCGUGCCGUUGCUGAGCGGAAAACAGCCCAGAAAAAAGGACAAAAUUAACACGAAAACCAAAAAAUUGGGAACGGAAAAUGAAGUCUGUCAUUCUGUAUCCAUAUGGACCGCUAACCGGCGGCACUCGUUGCUGUCGCAUGUUGCAUGCCAAAAAUUUGGCCAUAACAAGUGCAAUUUACACAAUUAAUAUAUCGCUUUUAAUCGUACUGAUCUACUCGUGGCGCAUAAAUGUCAAUAUGCACAAGUCGGCAGACCUGCAGGAUGUCUACUACGGUGUACAAAUAGCAUAUUUUGCUAUAAUCGGCACACAAAUGUCCAUGAUAUUGCUGAGCAUUGUGUUGAUAUUUGGAAUAUGCCGGGAGAACCCCGGACUAAUUGUACCCUGGAUAAUUGGCUAUAUAACAUUUAUGGCCCUGGAAGCUGUCGCCAUGGUCUACUCCAAUGUUCUGCGCGAUCAUGUAAAUAAGCAAUUUGAUGCCAUGUGCAAGGCUGAGGUGGCUUUCUUUAUUGCCAGAGCCUUAAUUAAUGUGCUGGCCAUGUGGGGUGUGCUCCGCUUCUACAAUUUGGUUCGCUCUGGAAUUACAUGGCGUGGACCAGAGGCCAAGACCGCCAUUUUUGCGCCCAUGUAUAAGAGUGUUAGUACGAACAAGCCGCACACAUACACGUACAGCAAGAGGUCAAGACGUCGCCAUAGCAUUGAGGCCACUUCCGGCGGAUGCUGCGCCAUCUUCGAUUUCGACUUCGAGUAUGACGACGAUAACGAUGAUGAUGACGACGACGAUGAGGCGGCCUACGGUUUGGAUACGGAGGACGAGGUGGGCUAUGAUUACGAUGACUACUACGAUUACUACGACGAUGAUGAGCUGGCGGAACAGCAGCAAUUGGGACUGCAGCAGGACGAUGCUGAUUGCAGUAUGUUGGGGGCCAGCAAGGCCAGCAGAUCGCUAUCCAAGCCGCGAGCCGCUGUGGUCAAGGUCAAGGGUCAGCGGAGCGGAGGUCGCCGCACCAACAACAACAUUCGCAGCGUGCUGAUCAACAAGCGGCACAACAAGUACAAAAUUGCCCGGCCGCAAACCCAACUGGAGGUCAUCAAUGAAUCCGAGAAGAGUGCGGGGAGCGGCAGCGAUGAGAACGAUUCACUUUUGGUGGCCUAUGACAGCAGUUCGUCGCUGGCGUCGGUUUGACAUUGGCCGCCAUGUAAAUCGGGAACCGGAAAUGGAAAUGCAGCCAUUGGGGGAGGUGAUAGAAAUAUCGGGGGAAAAUGCCACUGCAGUGAAAACAAAACCAGAAGAAGCGGAAGUGAGACCGACGACGACGAUGACGACGACGACGAUCCUGACCAGGGCCAGCAUCUGGAGCCUGGGCGGUCCAAGGGUGGUGGCCAAUGUUGUGGUCAGCCACGCCGACGUCCACUGCGACGCGUCUACUGCGCUGUGAAUCUGUCCAUAAUGGGAAUUCUGGUGGCCGUCGAGAUAUACGCACAGAUCGCCAUAUUCCUGUAGAUCUUCCCGGAAUAAAAAGUGUUCUUCCAAGGCCAUUCGAUCUCAUAUUUUCAUUCCAAAGAUCAAAAAUAAAAACACACCCUUCAAAUGCCAGCAGAGAUUACAGCUUUAAAUGUAAAUAGUAACAGUUCAAAACCAAUAAAAUAACUUUAGAUUCUACAAUUAGCUUACAUUACUCAAAUCGCCACUUCAAAAAUAUUUUUAACUUUUAUCUGUUUAAUGGUUUUUACAGA
Messenger RNA from Drosophila gunungcola (fruit fly), 2257 nucleotides. RefSeq lists its product as uncharacterized. The transcript has 9 exons. The record is from RefSeq and is a predicted model, not a curated record. Lineage: Eukaryota; Metazoa; Arthropoda; Insecta; Diptera; Drosophilidae. Bases 600 to 1706 code for a protein of 368 amino acids.